This is a messenger RNA of Lactuca virosa, 2739 nucleotides long. The record is from the annotation of a GenBank genome assembly. Lineage: Eukaryota; Viridiplantae; Streptophyta; Magnoliopsida; Asterales; Asteraceae.
AUGAAUCCACAUAAACUCCAUUACCUUUUCUUCUGCACAUUAUUGUGUUCAAUAGUUUCAGGAAGCAUAAAAGCUCAGAUUUUUAAUGAACGAGCUUCUCUCCUCACGUUCCUUUCCGGGAUCACUUCCGAUCCCGGGAACGUUUUUCAGAGCUGGAACAGCUCUAUGAUUCCGGUAUGUAACUGGACCGGAAUCACAUGCAACAGGAAUCGUGAUUUUGUUCUCGAGUUAGAUCUCAGCGGAUCUUCGCUCCACGGAAAUAUAUCUCCCGCCAUUUCUGAACUUUCACAAUUAACGGUUUUGGAUCUUUCCAGAAAUUUCUUCGAGGGUGGCAUUCCGGGAGAAAUCGGGUAUCUUUCCGAGCUCAACCAAUUAAGUUUAUCGUCCAAUCUUUUACAUGGGAGUAUCCCGCUCGAAUUAGGAUUUCUUUCUAAGAUACAAUAUCUUGAUUUGGGAAGCAAUAUGCUCGUUGGAGACAUUCCAAUGGCGCUUUUUUGUAACGGGACAUCGGUCUUAGAGUAUGUUGAUAUAUCGAAUAAUUCGAUUAGUGGUCCGAUUCCAUUGACCGAAGAAUGUGAAAUCCAAGAGCUACGGUUUCUUUUGGUUUGGUCGAAUAAGCUUACGGGAAGGGUCCCAAGAGCCUUAGCGAAUUCUUCAAAGCUUAAAUGGUUGGAUUUGGAGGUGAAUGGUUUCGAAGGGGAGUUACCAUUUGAGAUUGUGAAGAAUUUAUCAAACUUGCAGUUUGUUUAUUUAUCUUACAACCGUUUUUCGGGCCCACUCGAGCCAUUCUUUUCGGCUUUAAGUAACUCCCCAUAUUUACAAGAACUCGAGUUAGCGGGAAACAGACUUUUUGGAAAGAUUCCCGAUGUUAUCGGGAAUCUUCCGAAGAGUUUGGUCCAGUUGCAACUUGAUGACAAUCAGAUAUCCGGAGAGAUACCUCCGGAUAUCAAUAACCUUCUGAAUCUCACCCUUCUCAACUUGUCUAGAAACCUCUUAACAGGAAAGAUCCCGCAUGAACUAUGCCUAAUGGAGAAUCUCGAACGGCUUUACUUAUCAGAUAAUUUGCUCUCCGGUGAAAUCCCAUCAGCUUUUGGGAAUGUUUCGCGAUUGGGUCUUCUUGAUUUGUCAAAAAACCGACUGUCGAACUCGAUUCCCGACACUUUCUCGAAUCUGUCGCAAUUACGGAGUUUGUUGCUUAACAACAACAGGCUCGUGGGAACAAUUCCCUCAAGCCUGGCACAAUGCGUAAAUUUGGAGAUUCUUGAUCUUUCGUAUAAUCAAAUUUCUGGUUUGAUUCCGAGCGAUUUUGCAAGAUUGAACAGCUUGAAAUUGUACCUAAACAUCUCACACAAUCACCUGAAUGGACCUCUACCACCGGAGCUCAGCAAGAUGGACAUGGUUCUUGCCAUGGAUUUAUCAUCAAACAACUUUUCCGGUGAGAUUCCAUCACAGCUUGGAAGCUGCAUUGCGCUCGAACACCUCAAUCUCUCCGGGAAUGCACUCGAAGGCCCUCUUCCCGAUUCAAUCGGGAAGUUGCCAUUUCUUGAAACAUUUGAUGUUUCAUUGAACAGAUUGUCUGGAAAGAUACCAGUAUCUUUCCAGACAUCUUCAAAGUUGAGACAGGGCUCUGUAGUGGUGGGAUCGAAGGGAUGCCAAAUUGCAAGAACAAGCAGAAAAAACACUCGAUUCAGCUGUGGGUUUUGCUUACCCUACUUGCCCCGGAAAAUUGGGUAUGAAGAGAACGACGAAGAGGAAAGAAAUGAACAGAACUACCCAAAGAUCUCUCAUCAAGAACUCAUGGCAGCAACAAAUGGAUUCAGCAGAUCGAAUCUAAUCGGAACAGGCCAAUUUGGGCAAGUAUACAAGGGAAUUCUUAAAGACAACACGAAGAUCGCGGUGAAAGUUAUAUCUUAUACAAAAACCGAGGAAAGCUCUGGGAGUUUCAAGAGGGAAUGUGAAGUUUUGAAGAAUACCCGACAUAGGAAUCUAAUACGGAUCAAAACGAUCUGUAGCAGACCUGAUUUCAAGGCUCUCGUUCUGCCUUUGAUGCAGAACGGGAGCCUUGAGGACCAUUUGUAUCCAAAUGAUGGUCUAAGCCGUGUGAAUUUGGUACAAAUGGUUCGCAUUUUAAGCGAUGUGGCUGAAGGGUUAGCCUAUUUGCAUAACUAUGCUCCUGUUAAGGUGGCUCACUGUGAUCUCAAACCAAGCAACAUUCUUCUCGAUGAUGACAUGAACGCUAUAGUUUCAGAUUUUGGGAUUGCUAAAUUGGUGAAAGAGGAUCACGAGAAGAUCCCGAUGGCAGUUGGUGAGCCCCCUUCGGUUAGCUCGACCGAUGGACUGCUUUGUGGGUCAAUCGGUUACAUUGCUCCCGAAUACGGUAUGGGUAGGCGAGCAUCAACACAAGGAGACGUCUACAGUUUCGGGGUCUUGUUGUUGGAGAUGAUGACAAGAAAACGACCUACUGAUGUGGUUUUUGAUGAUGGUUCAAGCCUGCAUGAGUGGGUGAAGAGUCACUACCCAGACAGGCUUGAACCCAUUAUAAAAGAAGCUCUUUUGGCCUACGGACCAAUGUCAUGCAGUAGUAAACUACUACACGACAUGAUCUUGGAGCUGAUCGAGCUUGGGUUGAUAUGCACACAAUACAACCCCUCGACUCGACCGACCAUGGUGGAUGUGGCUCACGAGAUGGCUACAUGGAAAGAAUACUUAUUUAGGCCUUCGGAUCUAUCGACUGAGUGA